GACGCCUUCAUGACUCUGAAGGGCAGCUUCAGGCUCCCCACUGUCAGUGCUGAUCGUGCAGCAGUGAAGGAGGGGAGGCAAACCAUGGCGCGGUGGUGGCAGUGGCACGGGUCCGACUACCCUGAGCUUUCUGCACUGGCAUGUCGGGUGCUCUCACAGCCGGUUUCAGCAGCCGCAUGCGAGCGCAACUGGGCAGCGUGGGAGGCGAUCCACACUGCCAAGCGCAACCGCCCCAGUGCCGAAAAGUGUCGGGACCUGGUCUUCGUGUCCCACAACUGGAACCAGGUCCACAACUGGCACAAGGAGGACGGGGGGUCCCUGGUCCUUCCAGGGACCAGCUCUGAGGCCCUUGGGCUGGGCGUGCUGGUGGUGGACGACACGGGCGUGAACCUGGUGGUGGCCCGCCGCACUCUGAGUCGAUGCGGCGCCGCUGUGGCCACGGCAGGCAGCGGGGAGGACGCAGUGCGGCGGUGGCUCUGACAGCAGAUGUGGAUGAGGAGAUUACUCGGCGCUGCCUUGCGAAUGGCUUUGAUGGCAUUCUGCAGAAGCCAGUCGACCCCAAGCUGC
Molecule: messenger RNA, 567 nt
Organism: Closterium sp. NIES-67
Lineage: Eukaryota; Viridiplantae; Streptophyta; Zygnematophyceae; Desmidiales; Closteriaceae
Source: the annotation of a GenBank genome assembly